AUGGGGAGCUGCUCCUGCUCGAGCUCUUGUGAAUACUAUGGAACCUGCUGCAGUGAUUACUACUUUUACUGCCAGUCUACUGUUGAGCCUACUACAGUUCAACCCUCAUGUCGUUACAACUGUGGCAGUUCCCUGGGAAGCUGUUCCUGCUCAAGCUCAUGUGAAUACUAUGGCAACUGUUGUCAAGACUACUACUCCUACUGCUUAGUCACAACUGAGGAGCCAGGCACAGGGUCAUGUGGAGGCAAUCUGUUUGGCUCCGGCAGUUUCUCCAGCCCCAACUAUCCCAACUACUAUAAUGACAAUAUCUACUGCGUCUGGCAGCUCACGGCUGCAUACAACCAAAGAAUCUUUCUGCAAUUCACAUUCCUGCAAUUGGAAAACUGCUGCUCCUGCGACUACAUUGCAAUCUAUGAUGGGCCAUAUGUUAAUUCACCAUAUUUGGGCAAAGUGUGCAACAACAGUCUGACCUCUUUCUUCUCCUCUUCCAACUACAUGACUGUGGUCUUCCAGACUGAUGGUUCAGUGGUUGGUCGAGGGUUCAGUGCUGAGUUCAUGAGCGCUUUGAAACCAAACUCAGGUCGAGUGGACUGCUCCUCGGAAAACAUGAACAUUGUGAUUGAGAGAUCUUACCUGAACUCUGUGGGUUAUGAUGGUUACAGUCUGUACCUGAAUGACCCACACUGCAGACCCCAGGUUUCCACAUACCAGGUGGUCUUCAGUUUCCCCCUCAACACUUGUGGCAACAUAAGAGAGUUUGACAAUGGCAGAAUUGUGUACACCAACAGUAUUCGUGCCUACACCUCCAGCUAUGGAGAGAUCACACGCCAGUCUAACUUUAAGAUGAACAUCAAAUGCCAAAUGGAGCAAGACUCAGUAUCUCAGAUUUUUUAUCUUGCCCGUGAAGUAGAAAACACCACCAUAACAGGCACAGGCAGAUACAAUACCAGCAUGGCUUUCUACACAUCCAGCAGCUUCUACUAUAAGGUGACUGACUUUCCUUAUGAGGUAACACUCAACCAGAACUUGUUUAUCAAAGUGGACAUGGGGCAUGGUGACAGCAGUCUGGUCCUCUUUAUCGAUACCUGUGUGGCCUCACCGUCACCCUUUGAUUUCCAGUCAAGACCUUACUACUUGGUUCGCAAUGGAUGUCCAAUAGAUAACACCUACUAUGCCUACACUACUGGCUCCCACCCGUAUGCUCGUUUCACAUUUAAGGCCUUCCAGUUCUUGCAGGCCACAAACCACGUGUACCUCCAGUGCAAGGUCCUGAUAUGCCCAGCCUCGGACUACAACUCCCGCUGCCGUCGUGGCUGCAACAAGCGAAUGGGCAGAGAUGUGGGGUUAGGACAUGAGAGCGAAACUCUGGUUGUGGGUCCCAUUCAGCUCAAAGACAAAAAGGAAGAGGAGACUGAUGAGCAGAAAGAGACUUAA
Messenger RNA from Archocentrus centrarchus (flier cichlid), 1434 nucleotides. It is a transcript of the gene cuzd1.1, whose product is annotated as CUB and zona pellucida-like domains 1, tandem duplicate 1. The transcript is spliced from 11 exons. Bases 1 to 1434 code for a protein of 477 amino acids. NCBI's taxonomy places the organism in Eukaryota, Metazoa, Chordata, Actinopteri, Cichliformes, Cichlidae. The record is from RefSeq and is a predicted model, not a curated record.